AUGGUGGUGGUUGACCCGAAUUUGUUUGCGAGGACCGAACGGCUGCUGUUGCGACCGUUGCGCCUCGAAGAUGCAGAGGAUAUAUUGUUGAUGCGGAAGCAUCCGGAGGUUAUGAUGCAUACUUCUAUUCUCCCUUCGGAUGAUCUUGAGGGUGCGAAAGCAUGGAUACAAGGUUGCCACCAGGUUGAAGGGAACUGGAACUUCGCAAUCGUCCUCCUAGCGCCACACGAAGGCCCCGAUGUCAUCGGACUGAUCGGAGCAGUCCGCGCCCCAGAGAUCGGCUACAUGUUCAAUGCCUCGUACUGGGGCCAUGGGUAUGCUACCGAAGCGUUGCGCGCAUUUAUGCCAUUGUUCUUUGAGCAUUACUCGGGACGCGACUUGGCAAAUUACAUGCCGGAAGUCCUCGGACGAGCCGCACACAAUGGAAAUACAAAGGAUGAGCAUGUAGAAGGCGAUGACAGGAUCAUCAGGAACAGGCUUGCGCCGAGAUACGACUAUGCAGAGGCACAUACCGAUACCGAGCUGGCAUCUAGUCAGAAUGUCUUGGAGAAAGUUGGUUUCAAGCUACACGAGAAGAGGGAGAAUGACUUUGACAAUCCUGUCCUGGGAUUGCGGUCGACUUAUAUUUACAGGAUGUACAGAACUGCUGCUGAAGCAAAGCUUCCUAGGUAG
Messenger RNA from Alternaria postmessia, 672 nucleotides. RefSeq lists its product as uncharacterized. NCBI's taxonomy places the organism in Eukaryota, Fungi, Ascomycota, Dothideomycetes, Pleosporales, Pleosporaceae. Gene Ontology annotation, molecular function: acyltransferase activity, transferring groups other than amino-acyl groups. The coding region runs from base 1 to 672 and encodes 223 amino acids. The record is from RefSeq and is a predicted model, not a curated record. The transcript is spliced from 2 exons.